Messenger RNA from Prunus mume (Japanese apricot), 1065 nucleotides. The record is from RefSeq and is a predicted model, not a curated record. NCBI's taxonomy places the organism in Eukaryota, Viridiplantae, Streptophyta, Magnoliopsida, Rosales, Rosaceae.
CUCUUCCCUUCGAUUCAAAGCUGAUGAAAAGGAAAGUAAGAAUUUUGGGUUAGACUCAGAUGCGGGAGUGCUCCAGAAACCCUAGCCCUAAUUUGCCUUGAGAGUGCAAGUCCUGUGGUUGUUGUUUUCAUGGAAUCCCCAUUUUCAAGCGUAGUUUUUGUGGUUUUGGGGUUUACUAUUAGCUUAUGUGCUCUUCUUGUCGAGUCUCAAUCUCAACACUUAUCGCCACCUCCCCCGUCACCACCUGCACCACCUCCAUCGCCACCGCCUCCACCACCUCUAUGGCCACCGCCUCCACCACCGCUAUCGCCAUCGCCUCCACAAUCUCCGACCCCGCCACCUCCGGAAUCUCCGACCCCGCCAUCUCCGAACUCCCCAUCUCGACCAGAUUCUUCGAAUUCACCAUCUCCACUAGAAUCUCCUGGCCCGCCACCACCUGCUCGCCCGGCAAAUCAGCUCAAUUCCAAGAAUGAUCAGAAGAGACUGCCACCUCCCUCACAUAGGGGGCCAAGACCGACCAAUAAUCGCCGUCCGCAUCCUCCACCGCCUCAUCCUGGCCACAAGUACAAUGCAGGGAAGAAGAUUGGGCUGUUGUUUGUUGGUAUGGCUGCCAUUCUUCAGAUUGGUGUGAUUGGGUUCUUGGUUUUCAAGAGAAGGCAGCUGCUAAGAGUGAAGGAUAGAUAUGAGACUUGUUCUUGAAUAUUUUAGUUGCAGACUUCUUACAAAUUCUUUUGUUUCGCUGAGAGCUAUGUAGUUGGGGCUACGAGUGGAUUGGAUAUUCUUCAAUGAGCAUAUCAUAGUGGGGCUUUUAGGGAGUUAUGAUUCUUUGGUGAGCGGCAGGCAGUAUAUGAAUCACGAACAGAUCGAUAUGUUGUGAAUGGAUCUGGGGAUUGGUGGCUGCUCUGUUUGGCCCCCUUGCGGUUGCUCUGUAAAUUGGUUAUUGUUGCUUGGAAUUUUCUUCAUGUUUCUUCAAUUUUCUGUUGAUUUUUUUGUUCUUUAGCUUUGUUUACACGGCUUAUAAUUUAAAGCAGAAGAAACCAUCGUAGGAUUUGUGUUUUGAGCUGA